Molecule: messenger RNA, 1616 nt
Organism: Vicia villosa (hairy vetch)
Lineage: Eukaryota; Viridiplantae; Streptophyta; Magnoliopsida; Fabales; Fabaceae
Exons: 14
Coding region: 126-1310 (394 amino acids)
Source: RefSeq, a predicted model, not a curated record
GAAUACAGAUACUAAGAUAUAAAAAAAAAACCACAAAACAAAACACUUAUCUAGGUAGCAUCAUCCUUGUGUCAUUUUUUUCAUACAAUUGGUUCAAGAAAAAUCACUAAGGGUAAAAAACGAAAAUGGAAGAGCUACGGAAACUGGAGAAAGUACAGAGGAUGGUUGAAUUCAUGGACUCGCGUGGCGUUUCAGUAUCAAACUCCGAUCACCACUGUAAUCGCUUCCUGGCUAAUUUCAUGCUCUUUUUGUUAGAACCAUGCGGAGAACUCGCCAUCGACGACAAGUGCUGCUUGAUUUCUGAGCUUAUACCUAGGCUUUCAUCUCCGUUUGUGGAGGAUGCGUAUCAACUCAUUGUCACACAACAAGAGAACAGUGGUUUUGAACCAAUUCUUGUUGGAAGUUCACUGCGAAGUUGCAGUCAGAUGAAAGAAAACAAUUUGUUGCAAAAUUGUAAUAAAAACAUAGCCAUGAUCGGGCUGGAUUCCAUGCAAAAGGCAAAUUCUACCCUUGAAGAUUUUUGCAGAUCAUAUUUUAUGUUUCAUGGAUUGGAUGUAAGCAGGCCGCAAUCAGUCUUCAAAUACUUACCUAUUCUUUCAUUCACUGAGAGCUAUAUUUACCAGCUGGAUAAAAUGAAUGAGAAUUUGCUGCAAACACCAAAAAGGAAAUAUGAGGAAGCAUCUCAAGAUUUGGUUUCUUGCUUCUCGACUGACCCAUUUGGACCACUUGUGACUAUUUUUGAGCAAAGGGGUCUUUUGACUGAAAGAAUAUCUGAAGAGCUCAAACAAGGGGAAGAGUACUGGGCUCUUGAAAGAAAGCUCUGUCAUGCACUGAUUAACGAAGAAGAGAUUCUUAUUGAUGAUGUGAUGAAGGCUAUUCAUUUAAAGUCGUUUGAUUAUCGAGUGCUUAAUCUUCUUCUCUAUCAACUGCAAGGAGCUAAGGCUGAGGAGUUGCAUAUGGAGUUUCUUUCAAUUUCAGAGUUCUUAGUGGAAGUUUCUGAUGAUCUGUACGACUAUGAGGAUGAUGUUUUAGAAAAUAAUUUCAAUGUUUUGCGCAUGUUUAUCAGAAUAUAUGGAGCUUCAACUGCCCCUGCUAUGUUGGCGAGGUGCAUUACUGAGGCUGAGAGCAAGUACACCAGUUUACUGGAAUUACUGGAUCCGAAGCUCUCUCUGAGCUAUCAGAAAAGAUGUGCAGAAGCCACUAAAGAAGGUGGGAAGGUAUCAGGCAACCCUCUUGGUACGUGGUGUAUUCCAACCGUGAUUCAAGAUGAGGAAUUGUAUAGAUCAAACUUGAAAUCAGAUACUUCAUAAGUAUAAACUUGUUCCGUGUCAGAGACUCACAGAUCAGUUGGAACCUAAUGGAGGAACGAGUUGCUUAGGAAUUUCCUGUAGAGGAACAAGAUGUAUUGACAUAGUAUGUAGCUGAAGAACUCUUGCAAAAUGGGCUGCAACGCUGUAUAAAUUUCAAGCACCAUAUCCGCUCAACUUCAAAACAUACAUUGCUGGCAGAUUGCAUUAUUAUUAGGCGUUGAGACGAUGAUUUUCCCAGAGCAUUUGUGUUCUCUAGCUUUGUAUUUUAAUUAUGAAAUGAAAGUACUGAUGGGGUUGGUUGUUUUA